Paramecium sonneborni is the source of this 1141-nucleotide messenger RNA. The record is from the annotation of a GenBank genome assembly. Lineage: Eukaryota; Ciliophora; Oligohymenophorea; Peniculida; Parameciidae.
AUGAACAAUAAUUUAUUAUCCAAGAUAGACCUUCAACAAAGUUUGGCUUACAAAUAUUCUUAAUAAGACACUUAUUAUUAUACUAAGUCUUUGAAUGAAUAUAUAGAUAAUGCUAGAUUACCACAUGUGAUUAAUUUUCAUUAUGAAACUAAUUGCAAUGAAAACAAUGAAUAUUUAAGAAGAACAUAUGACAUUCGUAUAUUUUUUUAUAUUAUUUUAGAUGAAAUUGCUACCAAACUUGCAUUAUUAACUGAAUAUUAUAAGUUCCACAAUGAGAUUCCAAGAUGCUUCUGGCUUAAAUUGGCUGAUAUAAUGAGUAGGUAAACAUAUGUAUUAAAUUAUUUUAGUUAUCAUGAUAAGAAAAGAAGGAUUGAAUAUUUUAGAAUUAAAAGAAUGAUUGAAAAAGAAAACAAAUCAAACCCUAAUUAACCUAAAAAGAAAAUUGUAGGAGAAGAACCAGAUGAUAGUGCUACUUAAAAGUCUGGAAGACAAUACAGUAAUGUUCUAAAUGAUAUUUCUGAAGUUUCAAGAACUAUUGAUAAAAUACAAACAAAACUCAAUUCCAUUAAAUUAAAUGUUGGAGAUCUCUAAUUAUUACCUUCCAAUCGAGAUUAAGAUUAAUUAGAUAAGUUUCUAAAAUAUCUUACUGAAAAAAAAUAAAAAAAACAGAUCAACAUUAUUUAAACGCCUAACUCAGUAUCACUUAAAUUACCUAUUGGAUUAUCAUAAAAGACUAUCAAAUAAGUUUUAUCAAGAAAAAUGAUCACCUAAUAAUCUACUCAAAUUACUUAUCAAACUAUUAAUUCAAGUAAGACAACCAAAUAAUAAUCCCUAUAUUAAUAACCUUCUUAAAUGUAAUCUUCACCAAGAAUUAAUAUUAAGUAACUACCAAAACAAAUAGGGUCAUUUACUUAAAGGACAGUUAAAGAUAAUGCCUUAUCAAAACUAUUAUCUCCUUUAUAAAUUUAAAUCUUUAAUAAUAAUAGGUAUGAUUUAUAUCUAUUAUCUUAGUUAACAUACAAAUAAAUGUAAAACCAGUAUUUCAAUAUCGAAAUAAUUUAAAAUUACUGAUUCUGUCAGAUCUUCUGCAAGAUUGCAUCAGCAUACUAAAUCUGACUUUAAAUUCUUCAAAAAAAUAUGA